Messenger RNA from Neopelma chrysocephalum (saffron-crested tyrant-manakin), 560 nucleotides. RefSeq names its product NADH:ubiquinone oxidoreductase subunit B4 (gene NDUFB4). Gene Ontology annotation, cellular component: mitochondrion. NCBI's taxonomy places the organism in Eukaryota, Metazoa, Chordata, Aves, Passeriformes, Pipridae. The transcript has 3 exons. The record is from RefSeq and is a predicted model, not a curated record. The coding region runs from base 54 to 461 and encodes 135 amino acids.
CGGGAGCCGCAGGGGGCGCGGCGCGGGCGGUGCCGGCAGGGACGGGGUCCAAGAUGGCGUCCGGGCCGCCUCCGUCGGCCGCGAAGUUGUACCGGCCCAACGCCUUCGUCUCGCUGCCCGCCGAGCUCGACCCCGACACCUACGAUGCGACGCCGGAGAAGCGCCGCGCCGAGGCCGAGCGCCUGGCCAUCCGAGCCCGGCUGAAGCGGCAGUACCAGCUGCAGCUCAACAACCCCAACCCGCCCGCCGUCAUCGAAGACCCCGCCAUGGUCCGCUGGGUCUAUGCGAGGACGCACAACGUGUACCCUAAUUUCCGCCCAACCCCCAAGACGUCCUUUCUAGGAGCUGUUUUUGCGAUAGGCCCCAUCCUCUUCUGGAUGGCUGUCUUCAAACUUGACAGGGACCGUAAACAUAGGCUUAUCAAAGAAGGUAAAUACGAGCGGCCGUUCAGUGUAUUCUGAGUUCCUGGAAUUGCAGUGAUGUUCAUGGAAUAUAAAUAAAAUAAGAUGUAUUAUGUGCUGACGUUUCUCCUUCAUAAGAAUAAAUCUUAAUUGCUUGUU